CCCCAAAUCUAGGGACCCGAGGACAGCAAGAGCUAUCCCUCACCAGCAAGAGGUCUCGGGGACCCCCCCCUCAAAGCUCCAGGACCGGGGCGACUGAGCCCCUCGCGGCGCCCUUCUCAUCCAAGCCCAUGGUUGUGGCGCCCUGAGCCCCCCGGGCCGGGCUGACGACGAAAACCGAGACGGCGCCCAGGCCCCCUGCCGCGGCGUCCCCGCGGCCCCAGCCCAGGGAGAAGAUGAGCGUGGGCUGCCCAGAGCCCGAGCCACCCCACUCCCUGCCCUGCUGCGGGCCAGGGACCGCCCCUGGGCUGGGUGCAGGCGUGCCCCUCCUCACCGAAGACAUGCAGGCGCUGACCCUCCACACACUGGCUGCGAGCGAUGUCACCAAGCACUACGAACUCGUCCGGGAGCUGGGCAAGGGCACCUAUGGGAAGGUCGACCUGGUAGCCUACAAGGGCACAGGCACAAAGAUGGCGCUGAAGUUUGUGAACAAGAGCAAGACCAAGCUGAAGAACUUCCUGCGGGAGGUGAGCAUCACGAACAGCCUCUCCUCCAGCCCCUUCAUCAUCAAGGUCUUCGACGUCGUGUUUGAGACGGAGGACUGCUACGUCUUUGCUCAGGAGUACGCACCCGCCGGGGACCUCUUUGACAUCAUUCCUCCUCAGGUGGGGCUCCCGGAGGACACGGUGAAGCGCUGCGUGCAGCAGCUGGGCCUGGCGCUGGACUUCAUGCACGGCCGGCAGCUGGUGCACCGCGACAUCAAGCCCGAGAACGUGCUGCUGUUCGACCGCGAGUGCCGCCGCGUGAAGCUGGCCGACUUCGGCAUGACGCGCCGCGUGGGCUGCCGCGUGAAGCGGGUCAGCGGCACCAUCCCGUACACGGCGCCCGAGGUGUGCCAGGCGGGCCGCGCCGACGGCUUCGCGGUGGACACGGGCGUGGACGUGUGGGCCUUCGGCGUGCUCAUCUUCUGCGUGCUCACCGGCAACUUCCCGUGGGAGGCGGCGUCGGGCGCCGACGCCUUCUUCGAGGAGUUCGUGCGCUGGCAGCGGGGCCGCCUGCCGGGGCUGCCGUCGCAGUGGCGCCGCUUCACCGAGCCGGCGCUGCGCAUGUUCCAGCGGCUCCUGGCCCUGGAGCCCGAGCGCCGCGGGCCGGCCAAGGAGGUCUUCCGCUUCCUCAAGCACGAGCUCACGUCCGAGCUGCGGCGCCGGCCCUCGCACCGCGCGCGCAAGCCCGCCGGGGACCGGCCGCCGGCCGCCGGGCCGCUGCGCCUCGAGGCGCCCGGGCCGCUCAAGCGGACGGUGCUGACCGAGAGCGGCAGCGGCUCCCGGCCCGCCGCGCCCCCCGCCGUCGGGCCCGGGCCCGGGCCCGUGCCGGUCCCCGUCCCCGUGCCGGUCCCCGCGCCCGAGCCCGGCCCGGCCCCCCCGGGGCCCCCCGGCAGGACCGACGGCCGCCCGGACAAGAGCAAAGGGCAGGUGGUGCUGGCCACGGCCAUCGAGAUCUGCGUCUGA
Molecule: messenger RNA, 1505 nt
Organism: Hippopotamus amphibius kiboko
Lineage: Eukaryota; Metazoa; Chordata; Mammalia; Artiodactyla; Hippopotamidae
Gene: SBK1
Product: SH3 domain binding kinase 1
Exons: 4
Coding region: 234-1505 (423 amino acids)
Biological process (GO): peptidyl-serine phosphorylation; peptidyl-threonine phosphorylation
Molecular function (GO): ATP binding; protein serine/threonine kinase activity
Source: RefSeq, a predicted model, not a curated record